UUCAGAAUGAAGCCUUUAUUUUAUCAUCAGUAAAUUAACGAAUAUUUAUAAUAACGAAUAUAGUCCUCUUUAUUAUCGACUAAAUUGGCAAGUAAAAAUAACAAAAGAGAAACACUACGUUUCGACUAUUAAUUCAUUAAUUUAUUAAUCGAGGAAAAGACAAUGUACCGAAUGGACAACAAACGGGAGUAGUUUAUAAAAUUCACUGUUUGGAUUGUGAUUCUUGCUACAUAGGACAGACUAAAAGACACCUACAAACACGAAUUACACGAAUUAUUGAAAGUAAUCAUUCAGUGGUCAAUAAACAUAGAUCUCUUAAUAAUCACGAUUUUGAUCGAGAAAACGCAAAAUUUUUACAUUAUGAAAGACACACGAAGAAAAGAGAAAUUGCGGAAAUGUUUCAUAUUAAAAGACAAUGCUAUCAACCUACAAAAAGAUACAGAGAACCUGCCUGUUAUUUAUGAGACUUUAUUUUGAAAAACAUGUGAGUUCACCUUACUUGUUUGGCUGCUGUAAUGGAGUACAGACAUGCUUUUUGGAAGUUAAAGAUGUUUUAAGAAACUAAGUUAUCUUCUGCUAGUAAGUAAAGAUACUGUUUAAAUCCAUUGGUUUAUUAAAUGAAUUGAUAAUUAUUCUUCUUUGUAUUUUAACUUUUAGAGGAUGACUUUUUCACGCUGCUUAUUUAAGAGGACUUAGAAUAAAAAUAUAUAAAAUGAAACACUAAAAAUAAUCUAAUACAAAAAUAAAAAUAUUAAUAAUACCGACAUGUUACAUUCGGCUAAGUUAUGACUUGGACAUGAGCGGCGUGUUCUGUACGUGACUUCACUCGAAAUAUAAUAAUAAAAAUAAUCUAAUAGAUGUGCCGAUAAAACAUAUAAAAAUAAUGAACAAAAUUAUCUAUGUCUAAAAUUCAACAGUGUAGCACGCUUUGCGAACGCUCAACGUUUUAUCUCGAAAUAACUGAUAAUCAAAAUUUCAUUAUCUCCUGUCGCGUGAAUGUAUCACGAGCAUACAUUGUUGCUUGCCGAGUAUAAAGUAAAUGGAGAGAACGGGAAAACGGUCUUUCUCCCCAGUCGUGCGACUAUCUGGACAUAACCAUGCUGACGGUCGUUCUAUUCCUUGCGUGCGUCACCUGGACGAUCGCGAGCCCGAUCAACGCUGGUGAUGGUUACUGUACAAUCUCUACAAGGUACAAGAACGGCGAUCUUAAAGAACCACAGCCGUUGCUCCUGAAACGGGACGGCAAACGCGCGACCAUCUGGUAUCCAGAUGAGGAUAACGGAACGUUGAGGAUACCUGCGGGCAGCUCUAUUCACCUGGCAUGCCCAGGUAGAAAUAAUUACCUUGUGGAUGUAAGUUGGGGUAAUGAGGUCGAGGCGGUUUGUGUGAAGGAUAAGGUGUUCGACGUGAAUGGGGUGCGCCACAACUUCGCGUCCUUAGUUUGCAAAUAUGAGGCUGAGCACCAAGCCAGACAGAUGGGCACGUCGUCUUGCCUCAGCAUGCACACCCCCAUUGAGAUCGGCUUCAACGUGAGCGGCAGCUUCAUCCGCACCAUUGAAUUAUGUCGUGACGAUAGGACGUACAAGACGUACUACACGAAGUUCAAGAUGCUGAAGUCAAUCAGAAGUGCUCAGAGCGGUUAUCCCAGGCCCAGAUUCCAAGCGGGUGAGUUCUAUCCCGGGAUAGACCUGGACCAACUAUACCGGUUCGAGACACAACUGGAAACGCUGGCGAGGAUUCUGAAUUCGACCGAGUUAGCCAGGCAACGGCUGAAGAAGUCCGUACAGUUCCUGUCACGCGGUCACAUGGCGGCCAAGGCGGACUUUGUCUACGGUAACCAGCAGCGCGCGACCUUCUGGUACAUGAACACCGCACCCCAAUGGCAGUCGUUCAACGGCGGCAACUGGAACACGCUGGAGGCCAACGUCAGGCAAUUCGCCGCCAGCCGUCAGCUGGACCUGGACGUUUACACAGGGGUGCACGGUCAGAUGACGAUGGAGGAUAUUCACGGCAGGCAACAACCCGUGCGUCUGCACGCCAACAGUGAGGUCCUCUCCGCGCCCAAAUUCUACUGGAAGGUCAUCUACGACCCGGUGAGCAAGCGAGGUACGGCGUUCGUAGGCCUGAACGAUCCGUUCAUCAGAUCGAUCACCUAUGACGUAUAUCUCUGCACGGAUAUCAGCGAUAAGAUCAAAUGGCUGGAUUGGGAAGCCGAUGACAUCACAGCUGGCAUCUCGUACGCAUGCAGCGUCGACGAUCUGAGAAGGGCGGUGCCCCACAUGCCCAAGCUGGAUGUGAGCGAAAUCCUAAUGUGAUCGAGAUCGGACUUAUCGGGAUCGUGGCUCUCGUCCUUGCGACGCACGCUGCCAUGGAUGAAUUCUCGCGAUGUUAAAAGAUUCUAUUUAUUAUAGGCUUUGUACUUGAAUGAAAUGUCUCGUGCGUCUCGAAGCAGAGCAGAGCGUAACGCGAAACGAAACGAGGUACGACGAAGACAAUGCGCAAGCGAAAAACGGAAAGCUUACCAACGAAAACGGAUUGCGACACGUCGCGGUGUACUGUGCGCUAUAUUAUGUAUACGGUGCCAGGAGAGAUGUCUAACGCGAGAGUCUGUUGGUGGAACCAGCAGCAUCGGAGCAUCUUACUAAACAUGCUAAGCAGAUACUUUAUCUUGGAUACUGGCGAGAUGUCGAUAACACGAAGGCAACAGCUUCGUGCAUUCGAGAUACUGAAUACAGAUGUUGGCGGCUGACUGCUUUCGUGAGGUACGAGAGAUUCUGUGUUUUUAAUAUUAUAUAUAUAAUAUUAUAUGUACAUAUACUCACAUUUAAUUAUACUCAAACUUUCGAUUAUUCGCGGCGAUGGUUUUUUCGACAAUCCCAAAACACAAAACGAUGCGGAAUUUCCGGCGAAAGAAUUAUUAUAAGUGAUACCGUGUUUAAUAUCGAGGAAGAUUUAAUAUUAGCGCGCGUCUCAAGAUCUCAAAUUUAGAUGUAAAUGGUCAUAGCUAUAGCUAUUAAUUGGGCGCAAUCGGAAAUCGGGCAAAGUUUGCACGGAAUACAAACCACAUUGAACCGCAGUGACCCGUAUGUUAGUUGGCCGAAUUCCAAAAUGUGCUUGGGGUAUGUUAGGGCUCCUUAAGAAGAAAUGACUUGAAAUGAAGGCGUCGUACAGACCGCAAUCGGUGUAGCGUGAGGAUACAAGCACUCGUUGAAAUAAAUUGUUCUGAAAAAAUUACUACUUUUCAAAGCCGAAAGGAAGAAGGAUCGCUUGACUGUGACAACAUGACAGAUGGUAUCAAAAGAAAUUAUAAAAUUACGUGCAAAUCCGAGACACGAGUCAGCUUCAUCUUGAUAACGUAAAGCAGAAUUUAUUUAAAAAACUAUUUAUUUAUGAAACUUUGAGAAUUUAAGGUCGUUAUUUGCGUGACAUAAUUUUACGAGGACGCAGAGUCUCUCGCAUAAAAGGUACUGCAUACUUUUUUGCAGACCGAAAAAAAAUAAUUGAAUGUGUUUAUUUGACAUAAAUUCUCGUUAGAAUCGUCUAACGAGAUAUUAGAUUGUUGGAACAAUCAAAUUAGAAUCCCCAUUUUACAAACAGAAUAUAAAUAUUAAUUGCGAGCGAUGUAUUAAAUAAUGAAAGAAAAAUUGUAACUCUUUCAGCUAUCAUCUUAUAUUUUUACGAUAACGUUAUAUGUUAUAUUAUUAUAAUAUAUGUAUGUAACAAUUAUUAUAUAUAAUAUAUGUUAUAUUAUUAUAACAGAGAAGGGACAUAGAUAACAAGUGCAUGUGCAUAUUCUCCAAAAUUCGAAAAACAUAUGGUUCAAGAGUCAUCGUAUGAUCAAUAUUCACUUUACGGUUAAUUCGAUUAUACAAUUAUAGGUCGGAAUGAAGUGCUUUGAUGAAUUAAUACCAGCGUUUAAAUACCAAGUAUAAAAGUCAAAUGUUCAUUAAAAAACGCCACCAAUUAACGAAUGUAGAUCAUAAUUCUGUCGUUUAUUUUAAAUUCUAUUAAAACGUGUUUCGCAGCUAU
This is a messenger RNA of Ooceraea biroi (clonal raider ant), 4029 nucleotides long. RefSeq lists its product as uncharacterized. Gene Ontology annotation, cellular component: mitochondrial inner membrane; nucleus. Gene Ontology annotation, biological process: apoptotic DNA fragmentation. Gene Ontology annotation, molecular function: metal ion binding; single-stranded DNA endonuclease activity; nucleic acid binding. Lineage: Eukaryota; Metazoa; Arthropoda; Insecta; Hymenoptera; Formicidae. The record is from RefSeq and is a predicted model, not a curated record.